Saxophila tyrrhenica is the source of this 3660-nucleotide messenger RNA. It is a transcript of the gene ACR2, whose product is annotated as DNA-directed RNA polymerase I subunit RPA2. Gene Ontology annotation, cellular component: nucleus; RNA polymerase I complex. The record is from RefSeq and is a predicted model, not a curated record. The transcript has 2 exons. Lineage: Eukaryota; Fungi; Ascomycota; Dothideomycetes; Mycosphaerellales; Extremaceae. Gene Ontology annotation, biological process: DNA-templated transcription. Gene Ontology annotation, molecular function: DNA binding; ribonucleoside binding. Bases 1 to 3660 code for a protein of 1219 amino acids.
AUGGCUCCGUCAAAGCGGGAAAAGCGCGUAAAGCCCUGGACAACCGACUACGAUACUCGACGACGGCACGCUCUCUUCCGCAAUCCACCAGCAGAUAAGACCGCCUAUCCCUCCCUAGCCGAAGCGAUACAGCCCCAUGUUGAGUCCUUCAACGGGCUGUUCGCGCAGCAUGGACAGCUAUACCACGCGCUCAGGGACAUCGGUACAAAGACCUUCCUCGAUGGCAAUCCUGCUGCGCCGGGAGACGCUGAGUCCGAGCCUAGGAACCGCAACAGACUACAGAUACGGAUGAAGGAGAUCUUCUUGGAAAAGUGUACUUUGCCACCCUCCAACAAGCUUGAGUCUAAGAAGAGAGACAUCCUACCGGUCGAGUGCAGGGAAAGACAUGCUACAUACCGAGGUCGCUUUCGGGGUCGCAUGGAGUAUAGGGUCAAUGAUGGAGAAUGGAAGGAGACAGUGCGAGAGUUCGGCUACCUGCCACUCAUGCUGCGAUCAAAUCGAUGCCAUCUGGAAGGACUGUCACCCAAAGAGCUUGUGAACCGAAGGGAGGAGAGUGAGGAGCUUGGCGGCUACUUCAUCGUCAAUGGCAUUGAGAAGCUCAUCCGAAUGCUUAUCGUCAAUCGCCGAAAUUUCCCGGCCGCUAUCAUUCGAGGGUCGUUCGUCAAUCGAGGAGCUGCUUACACGAAGUACGGCAUACAAAUCCGAUCUGUACGGCCUGAUCAGACGUCGCAAACGAACGUGUUGCAUUACCUGAACGAUGGCAGUGUUAUGUUUCGAUUUUCGUGGCGGAAGGCGGAAUACCUGGUGCCCGUAAUGAUGGUCAUGAAAGCACUUGUCGAGACCAACGACCGCGAGAUCUACGAGAGCGUUGUGGGACCAGCUGGCAGUAAAGGGCUCGAGGACAAGCAGUUCGUCACAGACCGCGUGGAGCUACUUUUGCGAUCAUACAAAGCAUAUGCUUUGCACAGCCGGCUGGAUACGCGGACCUUCCUUGGAUCGAAGUUCAGGGUGGUGUUGGGUGUGCCAGAGGAUAUGAGCGAUGAGGAUGCGGGUACGGAGUUUCUGCGGAAGAUUGUACUGCCUCACCUGGGCAGUUACGAUAUCACGGAUGCGCACAAUGCAGACAAAUUCCGGAUGCUGGUCUUCAUGAUCCGGAAACUGUACGCACUGGUCGAGGGCGAGUGCGCGACGGACAAUCCGGAUGCUGUGCAAAGUCAGGAGAUCUUGCUGCCAGGCUUCCUAUACGGCAUGAUUAUCAAAGAGCGGAUUGAUGAGUGGAUGAACGCCGUUGGCCUCAGUCUGCGAGAAUGGAGCAGAAACAAUCAGUGGCCUAGCUUCACCAGCCGAGAGUUUGACCGCGAUUUCCUGGGCAAGGUGGUACGCAAGACAAACGAGAAUAUCGGGCAAGCACUCGACUACUUCCUUGCCACAGGCAACCUUGUGAGCCCGACUGGCCUGGAUUUGCAGCAGGUGUCUGGCUAUACCGUGGUGGCAGAGAAGAUCAACUUCUACCGGUUCAUCAGUCACUUCCGAAUGGUACAUCGAGGUAGCUUCUUCGCACAGCUGAAGACCACCACCGUACGAAAGCUGCUACCGGAGAGCUGGGGCUUCCUCUGCCCUGUACACACGCCUGACGGAGCCCCGUGUGGGCUGCUCAACCAUCUUGCACACAAGUGCAAGAUUGCGACGGUGCCUGCAGAUGUUUCGAAACUGCCGCAUCUGCUGUCCCAACUUGGCGUUGUCAGUACGUCUGCUGCAACCCUGGAUGACAGCGUAGUUGUGCAGCUAGACGGUCGAAUACUCGGCUUCUGCCCCCCGAAACAGGCGAAAACCAUUGCAGACACCUUGCGAUAUUGGAAGGUAGAGGGUUCCCACGAUGUGCCUCUAGAGCUCGAGGUUGGGUAUAUCCCAACAUCGAACGCUGGACAGUACCCGGGUAUCUACAUGUUUUCAGCGCCUGCGCGACUCCUCCGACCGGCCAAGUAUCUGCCUCUCGAUAAGAUGGACUUUGUUGGCUCAUUCGAGCAGCCGUUCAUGUCCAUUGCGUGUACUGAGCCGGAGAUCGCCUCUGGUGACUCUACACAUGUCGAGUACGAUCCUACGAACAUCCUCUCGAUUGUUGCGAAUCAGACACCGUUCUCGGACUUCAAUCAGUCGCCUAGAAACAUGUAUCAAUGUCAGAUGGGCAAGCAGACCAUGGGUACACCUGGAACUGCACUGAAAUAUCGAACGGACAACAAGACCUACAGGUUGCAGACGGGUCAAAGUCCAGUCGUCAGACCGCCUCUACACAACGAAUACGGCCUCGACAACUUCCCAAGUGGCACGAACGCAGUUGUGGCUGUCAUCUCGUACACUGGAUACGACAUGGACGAUGCUAUGAUACUGAACAAAUCGGCACACGAGCGAGGUUUCGGCCAUGGCACAGUAUACAAGGCGAAGAAGAUUGAUCUCGCGGAGGAGAACAAGAACUCGCGAGGCCGCAGCGCAGCCAUCACACAUCGAUUUGGCUUUGCACCUGAUGGCUUGCAAAAGGCUGCUUGGAAGACCACGCUGGACGAAGAUGGCUUUGCUGCAAUCGGGGUCAAAGUCAAGCAGGGGGACAUCGUCGCCGCAUCGCACACGGUUACUCCGGACGGAGCUGGAGGCUACGUCAACAGGGAUGGUAUUACCCAUCUCCACCGCUACAAAGAGCCAGAAGAUGCAUUCGUCGAAGAAAUCAAGAUCAUAGGUACUGAGACCGGCGGCACCGAUCCUUGUCAGGCGAUAUCGAUUCGCUUCAGGAUCCCACGAAGUCCAGUCAUUGGUGACAAAUUCUCCUCGCGACAUGGACAAAAGGGUGUACUCUCACAGAAAUGGCCAGCGACGGACAUGCCCUUCACAGAGAGCGGCAUGCAGCCAGAUGUCAUAAUAAACCCUCACGCCUUCCCGUCACGAAUGACCAUCGGGAUGUUCGUCGAGUCUCUCGCUGGGAAGUCCGGUGCCCUCCACGGAUUGGCACAGGACUCAACACCGUUCAAGUUCAAGGACAAGGCUGGUGAGACCGCGGUAGAGUACUUCGGCCACCAGCUGAAGCGCUCUGGCUACAACUACUUCGGCAACGAGCCCAUGUACUCUGGUAUCACGGGUGAGGAGCUGGCUGCAGACAUCUACGUCGGCGUCGUAUACUACCAACGUCUCCGUCACAUGGUCAACGACAAAUUCCAGGUGCGGACCACUGGACCCGUGACGCCGCUCACUGGACAGCCGAUCAAAGGCCGAGCGAAAGGUGGCGGUAUUCGAGUGGGAGAGAUGGAGCGGGAUUCGCUCCUCGCGCACGGCACUGCCUUCCUGCUACAAGACCGACUGAUGAACUGUAGCGAUUACACGAAAGCGUGGAUCUGCAAGGCUUGCGGGAGCUUCUUGUCGACGCAACCGAGCGCGGGCGUAAGUGCUGGGUCCAGGCAGUUUGGUAGUGAUGCUGGGAGGGUGCGGUGUCGAAGGUGCAGCAAGAGAGCCGGUCCACUGGAUCCGAAGAGCGAGUGCUGGGAGGACAGGCAGGGAGAACGAUGGCACGGUGGUGAUAACGUUACCCAGGUGGCUGUGCCGGGUGUUUUGAAGUAUCUGGAUGUUGAGUUGGCUGCGAUGGGGGUGAGGAUGAAGUUUAGUGUUGACCCUUGA